UUAUCUCAGUUGCAUAUCAGACAUUCGCCGUGCUGAACGUCGGGAAGUUAAUUAUUUAGAAUAUUUUUAUUUUUUUUUAAUUUAAGAAAAAUACAAUAAUUUGCAAUUAAUUUUUGUUUGUUGUCGAUUGAAUUCUUGUGUUAUGUGUCGUGUUCACAAUCAUAUAAUCAAUUAGAGUCCUCAGCAAAGGUGGCACUAUUAAUUAAAAUCCAAUGAAAUUUAAUUUUAUUUAAAUAAAUAAAUUUUCCAAUUUAAAAAUUUUUGUUCUUGAUCAUUGUAUAAAGUGUUUGUAUCGAGUAUUACGGGCAUUCAAAAGAAGCUCACGCGUAUCCGCCCCGAUCCACCUCAAAAUCUGUCGAACGUCAAUAAAUUCGUUUCUUUGCGGUUCAAUUUUUGGCACAAACGCCAACGUCACAAAGUGUUUUAAAUAAAUAAAAGACAUGAGUUUAGAAUCAAUUAAAUAUGCACCAGGAAGAUUGGAGAUACUGGAUCAGUUGCUGUUGCCGGUACAGUCAAAAUACCUAGAAGUGAAAGGAGUUGAAGAUGGCUGGAAGGUUAUCAAUAAAAUGCAGGUGCGCGGUGCUCCAGCGAUUGCAAUUGUGGGUUGCCUUUCACUAGCUGUCGAAAUCUUCGGAGAAAAUUUUGAAACAAAAAAAUCUUUGCGACAGGAAAUCGAAGGCAAACUAAAUUACUUAGUUUCAGCUCGUCCGACUGCAGUUAAUAUGAAGAUUGCUGCCGAUGAACUUAUCGGUCUGGCAAAUGAGUUGACCAAAGACGAAAAUGUAACGACAGAAGCAAUGAAGACGAGAUUUCUGAAAGCCACUGAAGAUAUGCUACAAAAAGACAUUGCUGAUAAUAAAGCCAUUGGUACAUAUGGUGCAAAGGCUAUACUUGAACGCUUCACCAAAGAAGCACCAGUGCGUGUGUUGACGCAUUGCAAUACUGGUUCAUUAGCGACGGCGGGUUAUGGUACCGCGCUAGGCGUGGUGCGAAAAUUACAUGAACUAAAACUAUUAGAGCAUGUCUAUUGCACUGAAACUCGUCCAUAUAAUCAAGGUGCACGAUUGACUGCCUACGAGCUGGUACACGAGAAAUUGCCAGCUACAUUAGUUUUGGAUAGCAUGGUGGCGGCACUCUUGCGAGCGAAACAUAUAGCAGCAGUUGUUGUUGGUGCGGAUAGGGUUGCUGCUAAUGGAGACACUGCCAAUAAAAUUGGUACCUAUCAGAUCGCUGUAGUCGCAAAACAUCAUGAUGUACCCUUCUACGUUGCUGCACCGCUGACCUCCAUCGAUUUGCAAAUUCCAAGUGGUGAUCAUAUUAUUAUUGAAGAACGACCUGAUCGCGAAAUGACACAUGUAGGUGAGCACAGAAUCGCUGCACCAGGCAUCAAUUGUUGGAAUCCCGCCUUUGAUGUUACACCUGCUUCAUUGAUAACUGGUAUCAUUACAGAAAUAGGCGUAUUAACACCACAGCAUCUAAAAGAAGUAAUAAGCGCUAUGUGAAGAAUUUAUAAAAUGUGUGAACUAUAUUUUGUUUCUGUAAUUGCAAAAUAUAUAAAUAGUUAACGUGAUAUUACUA
Messenger RNA from Teleopsis dalmanni, 1578 nucleotides. RefSeq names its product methylthioribose-1-phosphate isomerase. Gene Ontology annotation, molecular function: S-methyl-5-thioribose-1-phosphate isomerase activity. The record is from RefSeq and is a predicted model, not a curated record. The transcript is spliced from 7 exons. NCBI's taxonomy places the organism in Eukaryota, Metazoa, Arthropoda, Insecta, Diptera, Diopsidae. Bases 441 to 1502 code for a protein of 353 amino acids.